AUGGCUCAGGCUUAUGAUUUCACUCUAGACAAAAUGGGUUUGGACCUAAAUUCCUAUUCCAUAUGGGCAGACUACAUAUCUUUUUUGCGAUCGACUCAGGUUCAGGGUUCGUAUGCAGAAAGUCAGAAAAUAACUGCAACUAGACGCAAACUAUUUGGCGUGACUAUUUUUACUGAAGAACGUAGUCGGGACUACAUGAACGCACGUCGUGUUGCCAAAGAAUAUGAAUACCACCGCAAAAUACACCGUAUGAAGUUAAGCAAGUCGAACUUUGGAAGAAAAGAUAUUAUCACAAUUACGAAAAGAGUGAUGUUUGCAUAUGAACAAUGUCUGCUAUGCCUUGGACACCAUCCUGAUAUAUGGUAUGAAGCUGCUAGUUAUCUGGAUCACGCAAGCAAAGUUUUGGUUGAAAAAGGGGAUCAAACAACUGCUAGACAAUUUUCAAAUGAUACAGCAGCGAUGUAUGAACGAGCUAUCGCUUUACUGAAAACAAAUAUGAUGCUGUAUUUCGCCUAUGCUGAUUAUGAAGAAGGUCGUUGUAAAUAUGCGAAGGUUCAUUCCAUCUAUAAAAAGUUGGUUUCUUUGGGAGAUAUUGAUCCAACAUUGCCUUAUAUUCAGUAUAUGAGAUUUGCAAGACGUGCUGAAGGUAUCAUGUCUGCUAGAUAUGUGUUCAAGCUUGCCCGUGAUGAUGCACGUGUUACCUAUCAUGUUUAUUGUAGUGCAGCACUCAUGGAAUACUUUUGUAGUAAAGAUAAAACAAUUGGUCAUAAAAUAUUCGAAUUAGGCAUGAAACGUUUUGGUGGUAUUGCUGAAUAUGUGUUAUGCUAUGUUGAUUUUAUGGCUCAUUUAAAUGAAGAUAAUAAUAUUCGUGUCCUAUUCGAACGUGCCUUAGGUUCGAAUCAAAUAACUCAAGAGCGUGCACGUCUUAUAUGGGCAAGAUUUUUGCAAUUUGAAUCGCAGGUUGGUGACUUGGCGAAAUUCUCAAGAUUGGAAACUGCUCUGUUAAUUGAUCGAUAUAGAUUCCUGGACUUGCUGCCAUGCUCUGAUUCGGAACUUAGAUCCUUAGGAUAUCGAGAGUUAGCUCGUUUCCAACUAGCUGGAAUAGGCAAAGGAUAUGAUGAUGUUUUAUGCGGUGUAAUAUCUUCUCAUAGUGCUGCUGGUGUCUCACUAGGUUCCACCCUUUCCGGUGUCACUGGCGGUGUUGGUGGAGUGAGUGAUCCUUUUAUAUCAGUAAUAACUGGAACUGAUCAAAAACCGACUUAUCCACAGCCUGAUGUUAGCCAAAUGUUACCAUUCAAGCCAAAAGCAUAUCCACGCACAGGAAGUCAUCCUGUAGCUGGCGGCGAAUUCUUAGAGCAUUUCCUGGAAUUGGAAAUUCCCGAUGAUUAUAUGGAAGUUGUUGCUGGUGAAUCAGAAGAAUUGACUACAACCAUUGAUUCUGGUACAGCCCUAUCUAUUGAACUGGCUAGCACUGCAACUUCAGCCACUCCUCUGCUUUUAGCUGCUCGCAAACGCCGCCAACAAUUAGCCAUGGAGAAUUUAUCUAAUCCUGGUAUACGUGGUUCUGCAGCCAAUCAAGCGAAAUUGCUUAAACGCACAAACUUGAAUGCCUUUGGAGAUUCGGAGGAUGAAGGAGAUGUUAAUGAAGGGGAUAAUGACGAUGAUGAUGAAGAUGAACGGGCAGCUGCUUUAUUAGGUGGUCAGAUUUUAGGCUCUGGAUCGGAGUUACGACCUACUCUUUCAGCUGCUGGCCUUAACUGUAAUGUACCUAUGGACUUAUAUAGGUUGCGGCAAAUGCAAAGAGCUAAAUAG
This is a messenger RNA of Heterobilharzia americana, 1812 nucleotides long. The record is from the annotation of a GenBank genome assembly. Lineage: Eukaryota; Metazoa; Platyhelminthes; Trematoda; Strigeidida; Schistosomatidae.